GGGGUGAAUUUGCUCGGCGCAUGCGCACUGGCCACUUGACGCUCUAGGCCUCGGCCAUGUCUAUGCCACCACCAACGGUCCGCCCGUUCCGUCCGCCGCAAUCCGGAAGUGUUCGUUCAGUUCAGUCGGCGGUAGCCUGUGAAUUGGAUUGUUUUAUUUUCGUUUAAUAUUUUUCGGGACGUACUUCUGUCGCUGUCGUCCAACACGACAGGAAGCACCAACUUUAAACCAAAAAACCCCAACAAUCUGAGAAACUACUUCCGGGGUCACGGGGCUAUUUCCGGAAGUUCGAAUCCGCCCCGGCGUUUCCCGCGCCUCCGCCCGCAGGCGGGCAUGUCCACCCUCUUCCCCUCGCUGCUGCCCCGAGUGACGGAGGCGCUGUGGUUCAACCUGGACCGGCCCUGCGUGGACGAGAACGAGCUCCAGCAGCAGGAGCAGCAGCACCAGGCCUGGCUGCAGAGCAUCGCGGAGAAGGAUAACAACUUGGUCCCGAUCGGGAAGCCUGCUUCCGAGACUUACGAUGAGGAGGAAGAAGAGGAUGACGAAGACGACGAAGACAGCGAGGAAGAUUCCGAAGACGACGAGGACAUGCAAGAUAUGGAUGAGAUGAACGACUACAACGAGUCUCCGGAUGACGGGGAGAUUAACGAGGUGGAUAUGGAGGGAGCUGAGCAAGACCAGGACCAGUGGAUGAUUUAGGCAACACGGCAAAACAAGCGAAAGCCGCCUUCCGGAAGUGACCCUGCCUCCUGCGGUCGAGUGACGUGGAGGAACGUCUCUGGAAGGGAGGUUUCCUGAGGUUCCACGUUGGCCUGGAAUCCCUUCCUUCGUCCGGAAAGAACGGGCGACUGUGUUCUGCUGGCGGACUGGCCCUUUGCUGUUUCUCUGCAGAACUUUCAUGAGCCUGCGGAGAACUCCAGAGACAAACUGAUGGGAGCUUCCACACUUGCCCCCUUGGACCAGGGCCUGCUCUGCUCCCCCGUGUGUGUGUGUGGGUGUGAGCCCUGGGCGCUGGUGCCUUGCUCUUGGCAGAAACUCCUUUACUAUUAAACCUCUUGGUUUCCUGUU
Messenger RNA from Heteronotia binoei (common prickly gecko), 1068 nucleotides. It is a transcript of the gene ANAPC15, whose product is annotated as anaphase promoting complex subunit 15. Gene Ontology annotation, cellular component: anaphase-promoting complex. The record is from RefSeq and is a predicted model, not a curated record. The coding region runs from base 334 to 699 and encodes 121 amino acids. NCBI's taxonomy places the organism in Eukaryota, Metazoa, Chordata, Lepidosauria, Squamata, Gekkonidae. Gene Ontology annotation, biological process: regulation of mitotic cell cycle spindle assembly checkpoint. The transcript is spliced from 5 exons.